UUUUACAGAAAUACCAGCGGAAAUACUUGUCUAUUACAACAAUAAAGCAGCCGUUUUGCUUUAUUUUAAACGGGAUAAAUUACUUUUGCCAAAUAUUCGACGCGAAAUAAUUUUUAAUAAGGUUCUGAUGUUGUACCGAGUAGGACUGUUGUGACGUAAUAUGCUAACAUGUCCUUUUCCCGAACAGAUUGACCGGAUAUAGCUAACGACAUUACCACUGUAACAUCCAGUAACUUGACGCUGGCUAAAAGAAAAAAGUUUUGCCCUCUUCGGGUUCGCUCACUCCGUCUUCCCACCAUCCAUUCGUUGUUGAUGCUAGAGCGGUGAUGGAGAGGCAAGAGGUACCGCUACGGACGCCGCUGCGCUGUUAACCACUGAGAGAGAAAAGUGUGCGGACGGAGCGGCAUGGAGACCGUGGAGCAGCUCGUCUCCUUCAACCACAUCCAGGUCCAGCUGAACGGGGGCGCGCCUUGGGGGUUUACCCUCAAAGGAGGACUGGAGCACGGCGAGCCGCUCAUCAUCACUAAAAUCGAGGAUGGAGGGAAGGCUGCCCACUGCAAGAGGCUGAAAGUUGGAGAUGAACUCAUCAACAUCAAUGGAUCCGCCCUUUACGGCAGCAGACAGGAAGCCCUCAUCCUCAUCAAGGGGUCGUACAGGAUACUGAAGCUCACAGUGAGGAGACGCAGCAUUCCUGUCAUCAGGCCUCACUCCUGGCACUUGUCCAAGCUGUUGGAGCCGCUGCCCCCUCCUCCGUCUCCUCCGCCCCUGACCCCCCGCCUCCCCCCUGCAGACUCCCCUCCGCUCCCCCCUCCUCCCCCUCCGUCUGCCAUGCAGCUACACUCCGGCUCCUACUCUCUAGCCUGGCACACAACCAACAACAGUGAUCUGUCCGUGCAGUGGACCAGACCGUACUCCUCCACUGACCGAAGCAGCUCCCAGGGAUCUAUGGAGAGCUUGGACACACCAACACCCACUACACAGCCAUACUCUGACUCCCACAAUUCACCCGUUGACCCCACCCUUUUCAACAACAAGCGAGACUCUGCCUACAGCUCCUUCUCCGCCAGUUCAAACACAUCUGACUACGCCACGGUGCUUCUAAGGCCCGGUGAAGCUUCCUCCAUGGAUAACCUCCUCCAGAGCCUUGGGCCAGCUUAUCAGGGUUACCCUGGUGACUCUUGCACUCUAGGGAGGUCGUCUGGUGAGGCAGUAGAUGAGGCGCAUCUAAUUGUACACAAGUCGAGAUCGUUGACCAGGCCGAAACCGAGGCCCGUCAAGAUAAAAGAGAGGCCGUCAUCCUGCUGUUAUGAGCAGGACCAGAGGGGAGGGGCUUUAGAAAUUGUAAGGAAUGGAGAAUCUCAAGUGGAGAGAAAGAAUAACCCCCCUCAGCCUCCAACUAGAAAGGACAGCUUUAGGGUGACCCGGAGUUGCACUAAUACUGCAGGCAAGCGUUGCACCUCAGCUCCCAUUGAAAUUUGUAGUUCUUAUUGUAAAGAAAACCUGCCCUGUCUGAAUGUUGAUUCUGGAAUUCAAAAUGGUUUUCCUACACCAGAAGAGGGAGACCAUACUGAGAACUUAACAACAGAUUCAGCAGAUUCACACUUUAGCCAAAGACAGACUGAAGAAUUUAGACAUAUUAUAUGUGGUAGCAGCUCUAACAACGACUCUAAAUCAGAGACUACAUCAGAGCGCCUCUUUGACUCAGUUCCAUCCCCAACAGUUCCCAUCACCCCCUCUGGUUCAGCUGACGUAUCCUCUGAAUCCUCCACAGAGGUUCAUGGACAGUCCCAUGUAAACCAAUGUCUGACCAAGCAUUCCUCAUCAGGCCUUCAAAGACACAGUGCGCCCGAGAAGCUGCUCACCACUCAGCUUCAGUUACUGCAGUUUAACAGCAACGGCUCUUCUCCGGAGCCUUUGAACCCAUCAGCCUCUUCUGAUCCCUCUGUGUCCCCCUGCAGCGGCCAGUGGUCCCAUGCUUCAUCACUCCAGCACACAACAGAGGACCCAGCACUUCCCACAUCACAUAAACUGGAAGGUAGUAGAAGCUCAACUCCAGGAUCUGUUUUCUUAGAGGUAGAAGGUGAGGCCGGUGCUUCAAGUGAAGGGCUGGAAGUUGUGGUUGUAAACGGGAAGUGUCUUUCACCAGUUCAUCAUCAUGCACCUUGGGGUCGUUCUGUUAGCGUACCGGGUGAACCCAGUGGAUCAACAGCCCGGGAAAGACUGAGCUCUGAUCAGAUAUUGGAGAGUGAUUUUCAGCCGCUCAGUGCUGCUGCCAGUGUGGAUACCUUACUGGACGAGCAAACACUUGAGGAAGAGCAGAGAGCUGGGGACAAAAAUGAGGAAGUGGCAGAAAGAGAGGAAAGCGUGAAGAAGCCCAACUCAUCUAAAAAUCAUCGGCGGAACCGUCGACGCAGUGAACGAUUUGCUACCAACCUCCGCAAUGAAAUCCAGAGGAAAAAGGCGCAACUUCAGCGUGGUCAUGGCCCAGGAGGGCUGUUGUGCAGCAGAGAAACUGUCCACGAAGAGGAAGGUUCAGAACUUUGUGAAGAUGGAGCAGACCCAAACAGGCCUAUCCAGAACAAAUGUGUCAAAGUUAUCCUUUCCACACCAGCAGUCCCUCGAGAUUCCCAGACCUCAUCACAGGUGAAGACAUCAAACACCUCAAGAGAAUCAGACUUUGGAGCCUUCCAGACUCAGACCACAUCCUUCAUUCAGGGCAAUAAUCGAUCCAGGUCUGUUCAGAUUCUGGACCCGGGCGUCCCCAGUUUUGGUGUCGGCUUCAGAGUUGUUGAGGAACCGGCUCCUGCUGGCAAAGCCCGCCGCUGGCGGUGGACCCCCGAGCACAAGCUCCAACCAGAACAAGAUGGAGAACGAUUGUGUGGGGUCUUAGGUGAAAGGUCGCUGGGAGUAACUGGGUCAAGUCAUGGAGUUUGUGCCUUCACCUCCAGCUCCUCCUCCAGCUCCUCCUACAGUCGGUCCUCUUUAAGUUCUCGAACCGAGGAAUCAGAUAUUCUUCCAUUUGCAGAUAGAAUGAAGUUUUUUGAGGAGACUUCUAAAGGCAUGCCUGUGUCAAACACCUCAAAAAGGUCCAGUUAUAGGCAAAACCAUCCAGAUCAGCAUCCGGAGCAACAGACGGGAGAGCUUGGCCAGGAUUCAACCCAAAGGAGAUACUCCUACCAGGGAGGAGUACAACAGGAAAGUGUCCAUCUUCUGAACAAUGUCCAACUCAGGAGGCAGUCUGUGAGCGCCAUCAGGGAGAGACAGAAAGAAAUGGAGAGGGAAAAACUUAGAGACAGGGAGGAGAGGCAGCAGGAGCCAGAAAGUCAAGAAAGAGAACUAGAAAUGGAGCGGGCAAGGCUGAGAGAGAUUCAGCGAGGGGACAGUAUGAGGCAGUGGGAGAGGGAACGAGAAAGAAAACUGGAAAGAGAAAAAGAGGCUGAGAAGGAAAGAGUGGAACAUUUUCAGCCCACCUCACAUCAGGACUGUUACAGUAAUCCUGGCUUCAGAAAACAAGGAGACAUCCAGCAUACGGACCAAUUCCACAACCAGCAGGCCAAACCAUAUACAUUUUCUCACUGUCAAAACCAAAACAAAGUCCCGCAAUCAGCUUUUUAUCCCAUCAUCCAUCAUCAGCAGCCAGAGAACCAAGAGUCUUUGCAUCAUGGAUACAACACCAGGAGCUACACACCCACAGAGACGUUUCACGCCCCGCAACAGGAAACGACCAAGCUCAACAGGAAGUACAGCCUGACAGAGAGAGACUACUCAAGCUGGAGACGAGAGUCCAGGCCACCACAGACCAUCCAUCAGCAACAGCAUCACCAUCAUCAGGCUCUUUGGGACUCCAGACGGCCUGCCAGUCGCACCGAUGACCGAGAUGGCUACACCAUCAGUCCCCCGCCAGCGCCCCUUUAUCUUCGAGGACGAGCCAUGUCUGAAAAUGACCUGCGCUUCGAAAGCAGCCACCGCUGGUCGCCCUCCAUUUAUGCCGCUGCAAGCCAGACCCUGAGUGAGAUGGAGGAGGGAGGAGUUCCAACAUGCGGAGAUGGGCAAAGAAAGAAGAAAACCCCUCCUCCACCGAGACCACCGCCCCCCAAAUGGGAGCAGUUCCAUCGCCGACGAGCAUCUCACCACACCCUGCUCGCAUCCUCCACGUUUGCUGCUCCUCAGUCCAUCACAUCCUCUUUCAACAGCACAGAGGGACACUACUCAGCUCACUCCUCCUCCUACGUCCCUCCACCUGAUGCGUCCCGGCAGAGGUCCUACAGCCUGCCCCCAGAGAGGCAGGAAGUGGCAGAGACCUGUUCUCGAUGCAGCUGCAGCCGAACUCAAGCUCAGGAGCAGGCAUUCCCCCAACCGUCCAACCAAAGUCCAGCUCUAUUUCAGGAGCAUGCCUUUGCUGUAGCUCCACCCAGCCCAAUGUUCUCCAGGAAGGCCUUCAGGCCAGUGGCACCGCCCCAUGUUGAGAGGGAGGAUGAUUUUGGGGCAAAGCCUGUGGCAUCUUUACCUCCACCUCCACCAGCGAAGAGCACAGUGAGCAGUUCAUCUGGGAUUGAUGCAAGCCACAGUUUAGAUCACAAACCACAGCCUAGCGUCAGACCUGGAGCGGAUUGGGAGACACCUCCAUCUCCCAGAGUUCAUAGUCCUUCCCCUGGCUUAGAAAAUGGCAGAGCCAAAGAGUUUUAUCCUAAAGACGCAUACUUCAGUCAAAUCGGGCUUAAUCAGCAGCAGCAGGUGUUUACAAACAGAGACUUCAAGGUUGAAGAUCAGCAGAAACACCACGAGCCAGGAACAGACUCUGAAACCACUCUGAGCCCGAGUCCCGCCCACAGCCUGGAGGCUGAGCUGGAGGUCCCCUUAGAGACAGACAUUGAUGAUUUCCAGGAGCUGCCCGCAGAGGACACGCCCAUCACCAGUGAGCUGCCAUGCUUCGCACAACCCGUCACGGUGCUGGAGACGGAUAUCGACACGCUGCCUGAUCCUGACGCCUCGCCGUCUGCUGAAACUCUUGAUGGGAGCAGCUCGCUGGAAGAGGAGGAGCUGGAGCUUUUCCCUCAAAGUGGUGAAGGAGAGUCAGGGACAGAUAGCUGGAGAGGAGCCUGUCAAUCGGUGGAGCACAACACCAACAGCCUGGACAGUAGGCAGUCUGGGGCAAGCUCCAGCUCCUAUUACCACACAUCAGCAGCCAAGGCUCAGCUGCUGUCCCAGAUGAAGGACUUUACCGACAGCAGAGAGAAGCACGAGGAUGACGAGCUCACCUACAAGAAGCAGCUGAUGGAGAGCCUCCGUAAGAAGCUGGGAGUGUUGAGGGAGGCUCAGAAGGGACUGCAGGAGGACAUCAGAGCCAACGCACAGCUGGGAGACGAGGUGGAGAACAUGGUGGUGUCGGUGUGUAAGCCCAACGAGGUGGACAAGUACCGCAUGUUCAUCGGCGACCUGGACAAGGUGGUCAGCUUGAUGCUGUCUCUGUCUGGGAGGCUCCUCAGAGUGGAGACCACGCUGGACACGCUGGACCCAGAGACAGAGCACCAGGACAGGCUCCCCCUGCUGGAAAAGAAACGUCAGCUCAUGAGGCAGCUGUCAGAGGCUCAGGACUUGAAGGACCACGUCGAUCGCCGAGAGCAAGCCGUCAGCCGGGUUCUGGCCCGCUGCCUCAUUCCGGAGCAGCACAGAGACUACAGCCACUUUGUGAAGAUGAAGGCUGCCUUGCUGGUGGAACAGAGACAACUUGAGGACAAGAUUCGGCUGGGAGAGGAGCAGCUCAGAGGCCUCAGAGAGAGCCUGGGCCUGGGCCUGGGCCUGGGAAUAGGAAUGGGUAUUGGAAUAUCGAUGGGAUACGGACAUUACUGAGCAAUAAAUAAAUUAUGAAAUAAAGGACAGCACAUUCAGUUCAAAUCAAGCCCAAAGGGUAGAAGAAUGUGUUUUCAAAAACACAAUUAAGGACAAUACCUUACACAUCCAUUUUGACAGGUGUAUGAUGGCACUAAAUAUGAAGCUGCUGCAGACAGUUAAGCAUAAACAUAAUAAUUAAAAACUGUUGAAAUAGCAACUGUCUGAUAGUAAGAGUUUUCACACACAACCACUGACAAAAUUUGAGGUUUCACAAGUUUUAUCCUGAGUCCAGAGGUUUUUUUUGGCUGGAUGUGAGCUUGUGAAGUAAUUUCAAAAUGGUCCUACAAUCGUUGGAAGACAUUGGAUUUUUCAGCUCUAAAACAACUCACAACCCUGAAGAUGCUUUUACGCAAACACUAAGGAGACAAGAACUGAACUAAGCAUCAAAAUGGAGACAAGAACUGAAUUGAGGAUCUAAAUGGAGAGGGGACCAACUCAAAGAUAGAUAACAGUGUUUGUUGCAUACUGUUUUCAAGGCAACUACACAGAAUUCAAACAUUUUGUGCCUUAAACAUGUACUGUACAAAUAACACAUUUUGUUGCCAAAGACAUUUUUGCCAGAUAACUGUCAUUCACUCCUGUUUUGUUUUAUAUUUAAACCUCUCGGUUCAGAGAACUAGACGAGGGUUUUUCUUGGUGUUUUCUAUAACCACACUAAUGCCAAUGUUUCUCAGUGCCGUUGUCAGUUUGUUAACUGCUAAACAUUGAUCCUGCAAUACAUAAACUGUUGCAUCAGCCUGUUAUUGUAUUAAUUUGUGUCACAUUACUGUACUUUUAGGGAGUUUGACACUCUGUGGACUGACUGUCCAUGAUGUUUAUGUACAGGAGGCAGUAGCGUUUAUUAUGUAUAUGGUUUGUAUAUUGUAGUUUUGAUUUUUGAGAACAUUCAUUGUAAAAGAUGAGUGGGAAGACCUGGAAGAGUUGAAGUUUACUGUAUAUGUUUACGAUGAAUGAAUCCAGAGAGGAGUGAGGUUUGUGUCGCAUCAAGUGAAAUUUGCAAAGGUAUUUUCGGCCAUUUGUUGUCCCCUGUAAUCACUUAAAAAUAUGCUAAUUUACCUUCACAUGGAGACAGAUCUGUACAUCUUUUAGAAGGCUCUUAGGUGUAAAGUGCAAGGACAAUUCCCAAACUUGUACGAACAUAUUCACAUUACUAAACAUUUUUUAAAACAUUUCUUUAGCAAAAUUACUUCACACAUAACAUAAAAUAACAUGGCAAAACAAAACGCAAAACAGAGCCAACAAUUCACGAACCAGAAUAUAACAUUAACAAAUAAAACCAUAGCGAAAAGUCUAAACAUUUCAAAAAUAUUAAAUAUUUUGCGCAUCCUUUUUUUGGCCUUUUGAAAGGGUUUUUGUUGCUGUCACGUGUAUGCUUUUCUAAAUUUUUAUGUUUUUUGUCUUCUCAGGCUUCACCAUCGUGCCGUUAAAAGCUAGCAACAGGUUAGCUUAGCAUACAGAGUUAAAUUUAUUUCACUGUCUCAACCUAUUUAUUGUUUUACCACCAAAAAUUAGAAUAAAAAAAUGCUUGUUGUGUUUUCUUCCUGCUCAAAGCAUCUUGAAGAAUGAAGGCUGCACAGAAAACCACUUGUCAUCUAUCGGCUAGCUUGUUUUGCUAGCUAAGAACUUUUUGCCUCUUAACAGCUAGCUUUUCAGCUGGGAGUUUAAAAUUAACAUAUACUGACUAAAACUAGUUAUAAUGUCUAAGAUAGACCUCUUUAAUAUGUAGGUAGGUGGAUCUUAAUUGUAGCUUUGCCUAUUUCCCUGUGUGUGCUACAAGAUAAGCUAACAAGCAGGUAAAAGGGAGUAUCUGCUGCCACAUAGAGCAAUGGUCAAAAUUCAGUUCUAGCCUAUAUUAUUAAGUCAUUGUAAAAAAUAACCCGCUUGAAGGUCACAAAGUCUUGAAAUUUCAAGAACUUGUAGGUUUUUAUGUUUCUGAAAAUUUCUGAUUGGUGACACUGCACCUAAUACCCAUAGUGUUAAUCUAAUUAUUAUUCAUUUAAUUUGUCCCACGCUUAUACUGCACUACAUUUUAACUCGGAAGUUAGAAUUUUUGUCCAAGUUGGAAAUCUUGAACACUUGCUCCAAAAGUGGAAAACCUGCUCAGAUUUUCUGAUGUUUCACACCAGCCCAAUUUCAAAAUCCCAAAACGCUGCCAUAAAAUGCAUAGGUAGCUGCAGUAAUUAAUUGUUUAUUUGUGCUGUGGUUAAUUGGAAUCUCAUUCAGCAAGGUAAUUGAAUGUAUGAAAUGCAGAGAGAUACAUUUUUAUCAGCUCAUGUUGCUAAUGCUUUGUAGCCUGGUCAAUGGUCACCACUGUUAGUGAAAACUGAUUUUCUGACGUCUAUCUGGCAUACAGAUCAUUUGGCUGUGAUGGUAUUCCCUUAUUUUAAACAAUGUCGUUUUCUACUAUUUUGCUGCUGCCUACUGGGCAAUAGCAGCCAGUGUAGGAUAAAGUUAAGUACUGUCUCUUUGAUUAAAAAGAAGUUUAAAACACUAUUUCACUAUUUAAAACAAGAGAGGUGGAAAGAUUGCGAAGUCAAGUAAACAGACAUUGUCUCUAUUUCACUGGUUAAUUGCUCAUAAAGAGAACCUGUUCUAUUUAGAAGUAGCUUAAAAUGUAUUCACAGCUAUACCUCUUAUCAGCUAUGUAUACUGGUUUUGUUUUGUUUUUUUGUUCUAAGCAGCCCUAAACCUAAGAUUUACGUUGUUUAUUGUUGUUACUGUGUAUAUAUUGAAUGUUUUCCUGUGCUGUACCAGCCGUUCUCAUUGGAAAAUUCAUUGGAAAUAUAUUGAUACUAUAAGGACAAACAAUGCUUGUUGGACCUGUAAGAAAGAAUAUUUCUUUUGUUUCUGAUUUUUCCUGUAAAAUUUUGAUUUAUUACAAAAAAACUUUUCUGUUACUGCAAAAACGUGUGCGAGGAAAUUGUACCAUAAAUAAUAAUGAUUUUAAACUA
Molecule: messenger RNA, 8843 nt
Organism: Girardinichthys multiradiatus
Lineage: Eukaryota; Metazoa; Chordata; Actinopteri; Cyprinodontiformes; Goodeidae
Gene: shroom4
Product: shroom family member 4
Exons: 12
Coding region: 406-5850 (1814 amino acids)
Biological process (GO): actin filament organization
Cellular component (GO): apical junction complex; apical plasma membrane; adherens junction
Molecular function (GO): actin filament binding
Source: RefSeq, a predicted model, not a curated record